AUGGGGAAAGCGGAGCCACACCCGGCCGAGAAUGCGGCGAAGCGGCCGGCGCGGCCCGGUCAGGACACGGACUCGUCGUCGACAUCAGCCGGACUGGAUCUUGAGAAACAGAGUGAGGAAGAAAUCCGGCAAACGGCAACCGACACCAGCGAUGACGAGACCCCAGACCAAGAACACCCACCCAUUUCGCAGCAAGGAACGCACGAAAACGGCGGCGAUGGCCACGGAACCGGCAACAGCGUGCUCUCACGAGUAGCAAGCCGCGUCGUCACUAAAGUCAGCACCAAAUCCAGCUGGAACCCCGGCCCUCCCCCAGACGGCGGCUUGCAAGCCUGGAUAGCCGUGGCCUGCUCCCACCUGGUCGUGAUGAACACCUGGGGCAUCAUCAACUCCUUCGGACUGUUCCAAACGCACUACACCAGCACGCUGAACCGGCCCCCCUCGGACAUCUCCUGGAUCGGCUCGCUACAAAUCUUCCUCCUCUUCUUCGUGGGCGCGCUCACCGGCCGCCUCACCGACGCCGGCUACUUCCGGCACGUCUUUGUCGUGGGCGUGGCCUUCCAGAUCCUCGGCGUCUUUGGCGCGUCCGCCGCCACCCAAUACUGGCAGCUGGUGCUGGCGCAGGGCGUUUGUAUGGGUAAGCGGCGGGCGUUGGCGAUUGCGUUGGGUGCGUGUGGCAGUGCGACAGGCGGGUUGGUGUUUCCGGGUAUGGUGCGUCAGUUGUUGCCUGCGCAGGGGUUCCCCGCGGCGAUGCGGGCCAUUGGGUAUGUGCAGCUGGCGACGUUUGCGGUGGCGUUGGCCGGGCUGAAGCCGAGGAUUCCGCCGCGGAAGAGUGGCCCGUGGGUGGAGUGGAGGGCGUUUGGGGAGGCCGAGUAUACGCUGUACGCGGCGGGGAGCUUUUCGUUCUUCCUCGGGCUGUACUUUGCGUUUUAUUACAUUGCCUCGUUCAGCAGGGACAUCAUCGGGAUGGAUUACACCAGCAGUUUGAACCUGUUGCUGGUCAUCAACGGCGUUGGCAUCCCGGGCCGGGUGAUACCGAACCACCUUGCCGACCGGUACGGGACCAUCAACAUGCUCAUGCCUGCCGCUGGUGCUGCCGGGGUGUGUGUGUUUUCUUGGAUGGCCGUCAAAUCCACGCCGGGGUUGUAUGUGUGGUGUUGCUUUUAUGGCAUCACCGCCGGUAGCAUCCAGAGUCUGUUCCCCGCCGGCCUGAGCAGCCUGACAACGGACCUGCGGAAGGCUGGCGUGAGAAUGGGCAUGAUCUUUACCAUUGUUAGUUUUGCAACCCUGGCCGGACCACCAAUUGCCGGGGCCAUCAUUACGGCUUCGGGGGGGAAGUAUUACGGAGCUCAGGCGUUUGCGGGCGCUACGUUGAUGCUGGCAAUGGUCCUAAUGGCGGCGGCGAGGGCUGUCAAGGUGAAGCGGUUGAUGCGGGAAGCGGGAACGACGGGCUGGGGAUGGCAUGUGAAGGUCUAA
Chaetomium globosum CBS 148.51 is the source of this 1476-nucleotide messenger RNA. RefSeq lists its product as uncharacterized. The record is from RefSeq and is a predicted model, not a curated record. Gene Ontology annotation, molecular function: transmembrane transporter activity. Gene Ontology annotation, cellular component: fungal-type vacuole membrane. Gene Ontology annotation, biological process: transmembrane transport. The coding region runs from base 1 to 1476 and encodes 491 amino acids. The transcript has 4 exons. NCBI's taxonomy places the organism in Eukaryota, Fungi, Ascomycota, Sordariomycetes, Sordariales, Chaetomiaceae.